CAACCUCAUCGACGCAGCGACCACGACAACUACGACACCGGUGAGCCGACGAGUUCCUAAUUCAAAAUGACGAAGGGAACUUCCAGCUUUGGCAAGCGCCACACCAAGACUCACGGCCUUUGCAGACGCUGCGGCCGUCGCUCUCUUCACCUCCAGAAGAAGACCUGCGCGUCAUGCGGUUACCCCGCUGCUAAGACCCGCGGCUUCGAGUGGGGCCAGAAGGCCAAGCGGAGAAAGACCACCGGCUCCGGUCGCAUGCGGUACUUGAAGACCGUCCCCCGGAGAUUCUCCAACGGCUUCCAGCUCGGUACCCCCAAGGGCGCCAAGGGCCCCACCGUCAACGAGGCAUAAAGGCGUUAUUGAAAAAUAGGGGGAGCGAGUGUGUUGUCGAUGACAGCUGUACUGGAUUCAGGCAAUUUAGCUCAUAACGUCUGCAAUAGCAAUGGUUGCCAUUUGACAACUUCUUUUCGUCGUCGAUUCGCUGUGAACUGCAAUGUAUGCGCCAGAUGUGUCACCGAUAUAUCCUAUUUUCGAACAACUUCCAUUUUACGAGACACCACUUUUCGGACCCCGAAUUUUCAGCUUCAAUGAGCGAAGAAAAUGUCGGGCGC
Messenger RNA from Xylona heveae TC161, 611 nucleotides. Its product is annotated as 60S ribosomal protein L37. Gene Ontology annotation, cellular component: ribosome; cytosolic large ribosomal subunit. Gene Ontology annotation, biological process: translation. Lineage: Eukaryota; Fungi; Ascomycota; Xylonomycetes; Xylonales; Xylonaceae. The record is from RefSeq and is a predicted model, not a curated record. The coding region runs from base 67 to 351 and encodes 94 amino acids. Gene Ontology annotation, molecular function: structural constituent of ribosome; RNA binding. The transcript has 5 exons.